AUGAAGUUCGGCAGUGUGCUGCUCAUGGCCGUCGUGGCCCAGGCGACAUUCACACCCGGCUUGAACUCAUCUUCUCUGACGACCCUUAUCACGAGAGUCCCCCAAUGCGCGAUGGCAUGCCUCAUCGACGGGUACCACUCCACCAACUGCCCCAUUGACAAGUUAGCAGACUGCGUCUGCACAGACAUCCCAUUGCAGGCGCGCAGUUCGCAGUGUGUACAGCUGUCAUGCGGCUUCAACGACCAAAUCGCUACCGUCAACGUUACCCAAGAGCUGUGCAAGGGCUACCCCAAUGAACCGCGGGAACGACCCGCCAAGUUCUUGUCCGUCGGCCUUCCUACCAUGACUCUGGCGCUCCUCGCAGUAAUAUCGGGUCUCGGCUACGCAAAUGAAGACUUGGGAUUCGGACACCACUACUGGAACAUCGACCCCGGGAACAGCAAGACGAUCUUGCAGAUCAUCUAUGUAUUGCAAAUGCUCUACAUUUUUGUACAAGCAUUUGCCAAAAUUUCCAUUGCUUGCUUCUACUCUCGCGUCUUCGCUAGCAAGACCUUCCGCCUGAAGACAAAUAUCUUCAUGAUCUUCCUUACAACACGCAGCUUUCUGUUCUUACUUCUUAUCAUCUUCCAAUGUACUCCGAUCCAGUCCAUCUGGAACCGAGCCAUCCCGAGCCAGUGCCUUAAUAUUUCAGCUAUUAGUAACGGCGGCGCGGCAAAGAAGAAGGCCGCUUUGUUCGGCAUGUUCGCCCUGGGCUCCUUUGCAUGUAUUGCCAGUUUGAUCCGACUGAAAUAUAUGGUCACGUUUGCUCAUUCUUUUGACCCUACUUGGGACUACGUGGACGUCGUCGACUGGUCUUCCCUCGAGCUCAACGCCGCCGUCAUGUGCGGCAGCCUCCCAGCCCUCCGACCCCUCUUCAUCAAAGCGCGAACCCUCGUGUCUGCCAUCAAGCUGUCCUCCGGGAGCGGCGGGAAUACGUCCACCAGCGGCAAGCUUGAUCAGCACCAGCAACGGCAUGGUUUCGCGGCGGCCAACAUCGCACCGCGCCCUUCGAGGUCCCGCCAGGCCAGCUCCCGGUCGUGGCCCGCGGACGCGGACGCGGACCAGAAGCCCAUCAGGCUAGACUCCCUUGAAAUCGAGUCGGCGGCGAGCGACAGCAAAUCUGCCCACUACUACCGAGAGACGGCGAUCGAGGGGAGCGGUAGCGAUUUGGACAGCGGACCGUGGUCGGCGGGUGCUGCCUCGGUGUCGUUUGAUGAGGAACAGAUAAGAGGCCCGGGUAUCAGAAAAUAG
Colletotrichum godetiae is the source of this 1290-nucleotide messenger RNA. RefSeq lists its product as uncharacterized. The transcript is spliced from 10 exons. The record is from RefSeq and is a predicted model, not a curated record. NCBI's taxonomy places the organism in Eukaryota, Fungi, Ascomycota, Sordariomycetes, Glomerellales, Glomerellaceae. Bases 1 to 1290 code for a protein of 429 amino acids.